AUGGUAUCUCCAACGAAAAUGAUAAUAAGGUCUCCGCUGAAGGAAACAGACACUAACUUGAAACAUAAAAAUGGGAUUGCUGUAUCAACUACGACAGUGGGCCAUUUGGAUAUAUUCUCUAACGAUAAUAAUUGUAACAAUAACAACGCUACGGAAUCCUUCCCGAAGAAAAGAUCCCUUGAGCGCCUCGAGCUCCAACAACAACAACAUUUGCAUGAAAAGAAAAAAGCCAAACUAGAAAGGGCUAGAUCCAUUGAAGGUGCCGUUCAAGUGAGCAAGGUCACUGGUUUGAAGAAUGUCGAACCAAGGGUUACACCUAAAGAAUUACUGGAAUGGCAAACGAAUUGGAAAAAAAUCAUGAAAAGAGAUUCUCGCAUUUACUUCGACAUUACCGAUGACGUAGAGAUGAAUACAUACAACAAGUCCAGGAUGGACAAACGGAGAGAUUUAUUGAAAAGAGGAUUUCUUACACUAGGUGCACAAAUCACUCAAUUUUUCGACACUACUGUUACAAUAGUCAUUACAAGAAGAUCAGUUGAGAAUAUAUAUUUACUAAAAGAUACAGACAUUUUAUCUAGGGCUAAAAAAAACUACAUGAAAGUUUGGAGCUACGAAAAGGCAGCCAGGUUUUUGAAAAAUCUUGAUGUUGAUUUGGAUCACCUGAGUAAGACUAAAUCUGCUUCUUUAGCUACACCUACUCUGUCCAAUCUUUUACACAAUGAAAAAAUAUAUGGACCAACAGAUAGGGACCCCAGAACCAAGAGAGAUGAUAUCCACUACUUCAAAUAUCCUCAUGUAUAUCUUUACGAUCUUUGGCAAACCUGGGCCCCCAUAAUAACUUUAGAGUGGAAACCUCAAGAGUUGACGAACUUGGAAGAGUUACCAUACCCAAUAUUAAAACUGGGUUCUUUUGGCAGGUGCCCCUUUAUAGGCGACAGAAACUAUGAUGAAAGUUCUUAUAAGCGCGUGGUAAAGAGAUAUUCCAGAGAUAAGGCAAACAAAAAAUAUGCAUUACAACUUCGUGCCUUGUUUCAAUAUCAUGCCGAUACCUUCAUGACCACGUCAUCAGGUGAUGACCAAACCAAAAAUUUAAUAUUUAUUCCUCAUACAUGCAACGAUUCCACCAAGAGCUUCAAAAAAUGGAUGCAAGAAAAGGCAAAAACUUUCGAGAAGAAUGAAUUAAAAAAGUCACAUGAUGACGCUAUACAAUCAAUUCAAAAUGAAAAUGACAGCCAAACUGAUGAAAAGAAUACUAUCUCUUUAAAAGAGGUUGAAACCAGAAAACAUUUGCUGCAAGAAGAAGAAGGAAACAAACAGCCCAUAGUGGAACAAUCAAAAAACUAUACAUCACAGAAUGUUUUGCCUGCUGCUCCAAAACUAAGCCAUCCAAUCCUAGCAACUUUUACAAGGCAGGAGACUGAAGAAGUACCGGAUGAUUUAUGCACAUUAAAAGCAAAAUCACGCCAAGCAUUUGAAAUAAAAGCAAGUGGUGCGCAUCAAUCCAAUGAUGUAGCAACCUCUUUUGGUAACGGUUUGGGUCCAACAAGAGCAAGUGUCAUGAGUAAGAACAUGAAAUCACUAAGUAGACUAAUGGUUGAUAGAAAGCUAGGAGUAAAGCAAACAAACGGUAAUAGCAAAACUGCCGCUACAACAACUGCAGCAGAAAUAGCAAAGGAAAAUAAGCACAUUUCUGAUGGUAUUGUUCUAAAAAAAGAUGAACCCCGCUCGAAGAUGACCGGCAAUAAUAACUCCAUACAUAUGGAAACUAAUAGCAAACUACCAGAUUUUUCAAAUACAACCUCAAAAUCUGCAUCCACAAACUCAAAAUUAAAUAAUGACAUCAAAAUAAUAACCAAAGAUUCUAUAACAGCAUUGAAAAAAACCACAACUUACACUAACAUUUCCUUACAUCCUAACGCACCAACAACACAGCCGGUGAAAAAAGAAACCGUGAAAAACUCGGGAUACUGUGAAAAUUGUCGUGUAAAAUAUGAAUCGUUAGAACAACACAUAGUUUCUGAGAAGCAUUUGUCUUUUGCUGACAAUAACCUAAAUUUCGAGGCCAUUGACUCAUUAAUUGAAAAUCUCAGAUUCCAAAUAUAA
Messenger RNA from Saccharomyces mikatae IFO 1815, 2103 nucleotides. It is a transcript of the gene DBF4, whose product is annotated as protein serine/threonine kinase activating protein DBF4. Bases 1 to 2103 code for a protein of 700 amino acids. The transcript has a single exon. Gene Ontology annotation, cellular component: nucleus; Dbf4-dependent protein kinase complex. Lineage: Eukaryota; Fungi; Ascomycota; Saccharomycetes; Saccharomycetales; Saccharomycetaceae. Gene Ontology annotation, molecular function: nucleic acid binding; zinc ion binding; protein serine/threonine kinase activator activity. The record is from RefSeq and is a predicted model, not a curated record. Gene Ontology annotation, biological process: regulation of cell cycle phase transition; positive regulation of nuclear cell cycle DNA replication.